Molecule: messenger RNA, 4692 nt
Organism: Mollisia scopiformis
Lineage: Eukaryota; Fungi; Ascomycota; Leotiomycetes; Helotiales; Mollisiaceae
Exons: 7
Coding region: 229-4476 (1415 amino acids)
Biological process (GO): phosphorylation; phosphorelay signal transduction system
Molecular function (GO): phosphorelay sensor kinase activity
Source: RefSeq, a predicted model, not a curated record
CACCGACAACAAUCGCAUCCUUCUGAGACUACAGCCAUUUGACUCUCUUACUCGUCUGCCAAUAGGCGCUUGUCUAUUAGCUGCACAAGGGACCUCCUACUGGUGUAAUGCGGGCGUAUUUGACUCUAUUUCCUGUUUCUAACUCCUCUUUCCUCCUGUGGCCUUUGAAGGGUUGGCCGUGAAUCGAUAGUCUAGUUGGCAGACAACAAAAGGCCAACAUCUGGGGCAAUGGCACCUGUCGCAAGCACAGUAGAGAUGGCCAUGUCCCAUAUUGAGGGGGUGACGGAUAACGCGCGUGCUAGGGAACUAUACAAAUAUUAUCAGCCCAGUGCUCCCAUCAACCAAGACACAUGUUUUCCUGUCCCACCGCCGGGAAGCGGCUUGCCUUCGGAUGCAGCAGAAGAACAAUCAGAUAUAAAUAUAAACUCGGAUGUCACCUCUUCCAAAAUCUCCUCACCAGACACAGCACUGACUGCCUUCUGCCAAUUAACAACAUGGAGAACUGGAGCCCAGAGGGCCAUGCUUAGUGUCAUUGAUUCGGAUACCCAAUAUUUUCUUGCAGAAAGCACCAAGACAGUUGAUCUGCUGGAUAAUAAUAACUAUGCUCCUGGAGACGGCAUAUGGAUGGGCUGUGCCACAGUGACAAAGCCUGGACGCCUAUGCGAGAGAACAAUAGCAGUCACACCUGCAAAGCCUGGGAACUACCCGUGCUUUAUUGUCGACGACCUAAGCAAGGAUGAACGAUUCAACACGCUCCCUUUUGUCACCGGUCCACCCUUCUUGAGAUUCUAUGCCGGCGUGCCCUUGAUCACAAAGCGUGGGAUACCAAUUGGUAGCUUGUUCGUUGUGGACGACAGAGUUGGCAAAGGGCUAUCAGAGGACAAAAUCCAUUUCAUGGGCACCAUGGCGGGUACCAUCAUGCGUCACAUGGAAAUGGUCCGAGAAGUAGAGCAGCAUCGACGAGGAAUGAAGAUGAGUCGCGGGCUUGCAUCCUUUGUGGAGGGUCGUGCAGAACUUGCAGAAGCCGAAACAGAUGCAGACGACACAGAAGGAGCGAAAGUCGUAGGUCAGUUUGAGACAGAAUCUUCAGUGCGAACCAGAUCCAAGGGCUCAACUGUUGGAUCAUACACGUCUGCUGUUGGCUCCAUCCACAGUAUCGAACAGAAAGAAAAGGAGUAUUCUGCUGCCUUAGCAAAAACGGAGCAUAUCAUUCAAGAAACACACGAGGUCUUCCAGUCGCCAGGUCCACGUCCUGACAUUGAAGAGAUGUCUCAAUCGACUUCUUUUACGGCACCAAGUACGAAGAUACUGUCUCCGAACGAUACGUAUGACAAAACUUCGAGUCCUGGUGAUGAUCUUUCGGAGACAACUUCCAUGAAGAUGCUAUUUUCUCGCUCCGCAAACCUGAUUCGUGAGGCAUUCGAAGUCGAUGGAGGUGCUGUAUUCUACGAUGCACAAACCGGCUUCAGCAGCAACAUGAAACGAGCCUCUGCAGGUGGUUCGUCCGCGCAAGAUGAUAGUUUUCCUGAUAGUGCACCAGACAGUCAUGCGAGUGGCGACGAUUUACAUUCUUCUAACGAGAUUGGUUCGGAUGCAGAAGCAAAACAGAGCCCUCUUACACCCAUGCUAUCCCCACGAACCACCUCACCAGGUCUUGGCGAUGGUGGUUUCUCGAGAAGCACCAUCGACAAUCAGAAAUUGGUAGAAAUCCUUGGAUUCUCCACUCCAGAAGCUUCUUCUAUCCACGGGGAUCCUCUUCCUGGCCCCCAAUCAUUCAUUCCCUUUGUCGAAAAAUCGUUACACGUUCUAUUACGCCGCUACCCACGAGGUAAACUAUGGACCUUCGACACCGAUGGAGCAGUCUCUUCCUCGUCCGAGGAAGAGCCCGUGAAACCUUUAUCUCUGGACCCUCUCCAGAGGAGCAAGGACGCACACAGGCGCAAAGCUCGAAGCAAACGGACAAAGUCAGAUGCGUUAUUCCUCUCCAGGCAAUUUCCUGGUGUUCGACAACUGCUUUUUGUCCCUCUAUGGGAUGCUUCACGUUCUCGAUGGCUGAGUGGCUGUUUUGUUUGGUCAACUGAGCCUACUCGUAUUCUGUCCAAACAGAAUGAACUUUCUUUCCUGACUGCAUUUGGUAAUUCGGUCAUGGCAGAAUGGGCUCGAAUAGAUACAGAGAUUGCAGACCAGAAGAAGAGUGACUUCAUUGGAAGUAUUUCACACGAAUUGCGUUCACCGCUUCAUGGCAUUCUCGCGAGCGCAGAGUUCUUGGCUGAGGAUACCACCGGCUGGGCAAAGGGUCUGGUAAACACCAUCGAUAGUUGUGGUAGGACUUUGCUUGACACUAUUAAUCACAUCCUGGACUAUUCUAAAAUCAACCACUUCGAGAAGAAUUGGCGUCGAAGUAAGCGAGCUGAUCGACGACCAAGACAUGGCUCUAAUAUGGGUUCUCUUUCACUUCGCCAAUCCGAUCUCCCUAUGCUCAACCUCUAUCAGACCAUUGAUAUCUCAAUACUUUGCGAAGAGGUCGUUGACAGCGUUUUUAGUGGCCAUAUUUUCCAGCAUACCACUGCUGAAAGCUUCGACAUGGUGCCGGGUAGUCGAGACAAGAUGUCUGAUGCUACGAAAAAAUCGUCUUUAGAUGAAAUGCUUGGUCCUCAACGAUACAAUUAUCUAGGAGUGGUGGUCAUCCUUGACGUCGACAUGCAGAACUAUCGGUACCACACACAACCUGGAGCUUUCCGACGUCUGGUUAUGAAUCUGCUCGGCAAUGCUUUGAAGUACACGUCGCAUGGCUAUGUCUACAUUAAGCUCGAAGCUGUUGAGAUAGCAGAUCUCGAUACUGCGCCAUCAACACCAUCCAAUACAUCAUCUAAUGAAUCCAUGCCCAGGUCAAUGAUCACACUGACCGUGGCCGAUACUGGUAAGGGUAUCUCUGCCGAAUUUCUUCGGUCGAAGCUCUUCACACCUUUUGCGCAAGAGAAUUCAUUGUCUAGUGGUACUGGACUUGGCUUGUCCAUCGUCAGAAAAAUAGUCUCUUUGCUUGAAGGUGACAUCAAAAUCGACAGUGAAGUUGGGCGCGGGACACGGGUUCAAGUUACUUUGCCAAUGCUCCGGGAAAUGCCUACAACCACCGACUCUAGCAGUUCGGCCAGCACAAAUAAAUCUCUCAUCACGGCUACACAUGAAACAGAUCAUACCAUUACGGAGCUGCGGUCCCGAGUCAUUGGCCAGAAAGCAUCGCUGUAUGGCUUUGACAAUGAUACUAAAGAUGCUAUUCUGCAAGACAUGUACAGAGUUCUCAAGGCUGCAAUAACAAGUUGCUUGGUCAAGUGGUAUGGCAUGAAAAUUGUCCCUCUGGGUCAAAAGACCAAUGUCAUCGUCUGCAACGAAAGCAAGCCUAGCGACCUUGAGUCUUUAGUUGCGCACAUUCCAAAACAAAAGAUCAAUCCAGCGAUUGUUGUUCUUUGUGCCCAUGAUACCAGAUUCGAUCAUACACCACAUCUUGAGGGCUCGAAAUGCAACGUUAGCUACGUGGCUAAGCCGGUUGGCCCUUUGAAGCUCGCAAAGGCAAUCACCGCCUGUCUUGACGGUGUCCCACCGAGUAUGACUCCGGGCAUUGAUUCUUCGCUCUCCCAUUCUCCGGAAAACGUCGAUCGCGACCUCAGCUCUACGUUUGACUCUCUAAUGGUUAGCCCGCGAGGAGGUGAGGUCUUGGAUAACACUCGAAUGUCCGCAGACAGUGAGAAUGCACGAAAAGCUAUCGAAUCACCCACCCCAAGUGCAAUAGUCGAAAAGAACGCUGAGUUUCCGUUCCCACAGUCUUUACCAGAACUUAAUGAUAAGCCCGAGAUGUCUCAUGGCUCCACUAUGCCUGCUACCAAAGGAUCUCUGAACCCUUCUGCUGCUUCGAGCAGUCAAGCCGCUUCGACCACGCUCUCGAAGAUGAAAAACGUAACCGCCAAGUUGCAGAAGUCAGUGGCAAAGGUCGAAUCUCCAACAUUCCUGCUGGUUGACGAUAAUCAUAUCAACAUGAAACUUCUCAGUACCUACAUCAAUCGGCGCAACUUCGAGAUAGUGCACCAGGCACAGAAUGGUCUAGAAGCUGUGAAGCAAGUACAAGCUAGACCGGAGGGAUACGAUAUCAUCUUCAUGGAUAUCACUAUGCCGGUCCUUGAUGGAUUCGGCGCCACCAGCCAGAUUCGCGCGAUUGAAGAGUCUAGGCGUAGGAAAGCGGUUGAGACCGAAGGUGAAAAGAGUUCACCGCCACCCAAAUCGGAAGAGGGAAGUGGAGGAAGCGUGCCUGCGAGAAAAUCAGCCUUGGUCAUUGCUUUCACAGGUCGGAGCAGUAUGGAAGAUCAAGCGGAAGCUAUGCGUGUUGGGGUCGAUCUUUUCAUGAUCAAACCGGUGGCGUUCUCUGAGGUAGGUAAAAUGAUUGACAACUGGAUGGCGAACAGGGGGAGGCAAGAGACACAGUGAUUGCUUUUUUAUUUCUGGCAUAGCAGGCGUCUUUUGCAUUUUUGAGGCGUCGGGGGAUCUUCGUUGCAUUUCAUGGCGUUGGGGUGAUGAUGAGAUGGAAUGAUACCUCGGGCGCGCUGAGCUGUACAUGUAUUGUGUACAUAUUAUAGAGCUGAGCUUUUUGCUGCCAUUUGUGGCUGAGAACGUGUGUAAGGAUAGAGAAAAAACAUUGUGAGC